This is a messenger RNA of Stomoxys calcitrans (stable fly), 1684 nucleotides long. Its product is annotated as LETM1 domain-containing protein 1. Bases 188 to 1519 code for a protein of 443 amino acids. Gene Ontology annotation, molecular function: ribosome binding. Lineage: Eukaryota; Metazoa; Arthropoda; Insecta; Diptera; Muscidae. The record is from RefSeq and is a predicted model, not a curated record. The transcript has 5 exons. Gene Ontology annotation, cellular component: mitochondrial inner membrane. Gene Ontology annotation, biological process: intracellular monoatomic cation homeostasis.
GAAGCUAAGAACCACAACAAAACUUAAAAAUUCUCAUUCGUUUUCAUUUUUCAUUCGUAAGGUUAAGGUUUCUUGCAUUCUAGUGUUACAACAACAGAAAUUGACGAAAGGACAAGAAAGUGGCGCAGCUGACACCGGUGUACGUCCUUGCGCCCUUUAACGAAGUGGAGCGCCAUAGUUGGUGAAUAUGACUUUGGUAUUACGUUUGACCCGGCUCCGGGCGACCAGUGCAUUGAGCCAGGAAUCCCUAUUCCAACACACUUGUUUAGGUAACAAUGCACUUCUAAGACGACGUCACUACGUAACUUCAAGCGAUCCAGCGCCAAAGAAGUCCACUUCGUCAACGCCCAUACCCCCAAACAGCUCCGAAUACGAUACGAAAAAAGAAACUCCCCAUUUGCCUAACAACGAUGGUUUCGAUGCCAAGAGCGCAAAAAUGAAAUUUACCGAAAAUGUCAACAAAUUGCAACAGGCAACCGCACCUAUAAAAGAUGCUGCCAAACAGGCGGUCAUCAACAAGGCCAAAUUAUCCCCUCAACAAGUAAGAGAAAAUGUAAGGGGCUACAUGUUCACAAGAUUCUUUGACUAUGUCAAGAACUAUGACAAAGUGUUGGAGAAGAAUUUCCCAUCGGCCAUGAAAGUCUAUAGGGUUUUCUUUGAUGGUGUUAAGGAAUUUUUUGCCGACAUGAAACGUUUCUUGAAGGUGGCUCGAAUUGUCAACUCCUCGUCCAAGGGUCUAAAGACUUUGAACCGACAAGAACUAGAGCUGUACAUGCAAAUGCCACGAGAUAUGAUCAAAGUUGCCCCGGCUUUGAUAUUAUCCUCACUGCCUAUGGUGGGCUAUGCCAUCUUUCCUUUGGUUGUUAUGUAUCCUCGAACAUUUUUAACAGCGCACUUUUGGACACUGCAACAGCGGGCCGAGUUCCGGGAAUAUUAUUUUUUGGAACGCUUAACCUACAAUCGCCCUGUAUUGCGUUGCUUGCAAGCAAAACUGAAGUCUCUCAAAAAGCAUCCGAAACACGAGCAGUUCGCUCAGGUCUUAGGUCAAUUAGGAAGUGGCACUCAUCCCAGUGUCGAGCAAAUUUUGGAUAUUAAAGACAUUUUUGCCGAUACCCCAUUUAGCCUAGUCUCAUUACCUGGAAAACAUAUCAAAUUGCUCAACAAAAUGCAUGGCAUCCCCCGUGGUUGGUUUAAGCGUCAUAGUUUGUAUGAGCAUGCCUUCUUUAUACACUACAUGGAUUUGGCCAUUGGCCGGGAAGGUGGAGUCCACAAUAUGCCUUUAGAAUCGCUGCGUAAUGCUUGCUACAUCCGCGGCCUAAAUCCUGUAAAUAUGAGCAAUGAUGACAUGAUCACUUGGUUGCGUGGCUGGAUUAAGGUUUCCAAUUCAAUUCAAUUGGAACAUUUAACAUUGUUUUUGCAUUUGCCCAUAUUCCUGGCCUAUAAUCAUCCAAAUAACUGGCAAUUGUUGUAUGGCAGCAAGGACAAAAACAAAAUACAAAAUCCUCCCCCAUCGGAAUAACAACAUUUUUAACCUUUAGAAUACUUAGAGCUGAAAAUAGUCUGUUAUGUAAUGAUUUUUUUUAAUUGUUCCUUUAUUUUUGUUUUUUUUUUAGGUUUUAUUAAAGUCAUGAAAAAAACAAAUAAAAGUUGCAAAGAUUUUUUGCAACAAUCUAUUGAAAACAAA